Fusarium coffeatum is the source of this 1248-nucleotide messenger RNA. RefSeq lists its product as uncharacterized. Bases 1 to 1248 code for a protein of 415 amino acids. The transcript has a single exon. The record is from RefSeq and is a predicted model, not a curated record. NCBI's taxonomy places the organism in Eukaryota, Fungi, Ascomycota, Sordariomycetes, Hypocreales, Nectriaceae.
AUGCCUGACAUUCUCACCGGCAAACAGCUCACAAUUUUCCCUCUCAGAUAUUCAAGUCAUGAGAUCGAUCGCUCAGACUGGGUUUCACUCCUGACCCUUUGCCUCGCCCCCCUCAUCGCGCAUAUCAUAGCCGGCGUACCUUCGCCAACAUACCUUCACAGAAGGCGACCAAAAUGGCAUGAACUACUAUGCCACUACAAUCCGACUUCGAUCCUUUGGCGAUAUGCUGCUAUCGCAGAUAGGCGCAUCCGAGCAAAGGCCUGGGAUCAGAAUGAUCUUGCUUCUACGAAUGCCAUAUUCUGGACGAAACGAGGCUGGGAUGGCUCUGAGGAUAUGAUCGCUACCAGUGCUGCGUACUGUUAUCACUUGCCGGAAAGUACCAGAAUUGCGAUAUUCUCUCGAGAAAUGAUUACUACCAUCAUCGUCACAUCACAGGGAAUUCAGGCCACGCUCUCACUUAUGGGUGCACUUGAUACGGACGGCACCAACGCUGGAUUCGUAAAGUGGAUGGGAGUUGACACUAUCUUCUUUCCACUAGCAAUGAUUAGUCUGUUGAGACUAUGCUGCGCCUUCUGGCUUAACGAUGACUUUGGAUAUUCCACCUCUCACUCAUUGGCUCUGGACAAGCGGGCCAAUUCGAACGAGAGUUCCAGCGGUACUUUAUUGGCGCCAAUGGACGUACCUCCCAGACCCCGGUUCCAAAGGCCCUCUUCGUCUUGGGGAAGCAGGAUCCUUCGUUCUCUUUUCCUUUUCAUUGUCAUCAGCAUCAUAGUCCUAAACGCUAUGUACUUCAUCCGGGGUGGACGACAAACAGCAACGACCUUUGCUGUCGAAUUGGCCUACAUAUUCUUCCUGUCUAUGACGGUAUUCAUCUUUGCACCAUACUUCUGGACAGGCCAGACAACAUCAACUAUCAUACCGUGUAUUAACUCGAUGGCGUACAAAAUCUACACCGCUGUGAUCUUUGGGGUUUUCACAGCAACGAUUAUUAUCUCUUGCAUCGAAACUAGGAAGACGCCUUGCGGAAAGUUCACAAGUGGCCCAGGACUCGAAGCUGAUAUUCGUGCGUGUUGGAAUCCAAGUGAGGAUCUGGCGUCUCUUCAUGUGGGCUUCAAUGCAUCUACCGCUACUCUGGUUGUCGAUGAAUUCGCCAUCGCUAACAAGAGUGCAUUUAUCCCUGUGAAUAACACGCAGUGGUCAGCGGUUGACUUUACAGGAACCUGUUUUGGAAAGGCACUCAAAGAAUGA